Paramuricea clavata is the source of this 5621-nucleotide messenger RNA. NCBI's taxonomy places the organism in Eukaryota, Metazoa, Cnidaria, Anthozoa, Malacalcyonacea, Plexauridae. The record is from the annotation of a GenBank genome assembly.
AUUGUGGUAUACUACAGUAUACUACCGACAGACUCGCCUAACAGUCGUAUUGCAUUGCCGUAUUGUAUUACAGUUAAAUAAGUAAAAUAACCCCGGCCGGCGUCAAACGCGCUAAUCGGGUGAUAGCGAAAGGAUAUCCAGAGCUGACCAACCAGUUACUAUCCACCUCACGAGUGUAGGUAACAUUUUCUAUUUUUAGUCUGAAUAUUGGUAUAAAGGAGGAGAACAGCCCCGGCAGUAUGCCGCUAUGAAUUCUGUAAUGAUUCCCACUGGGCAGGCUCAUCCUGAUUAUUCUACAUCAUACAUGAAUGAACAGGCAAGUGAUUUUAAUUUCAGGUUUCUCCCUUGGUGUAAUGAAAUGUAUUUCCACAAGUAGUAAAUUUAAGGAUCUACUCACAAAAUUGUAUAAAGGUCCCUUACAAAAAUUUCACAUUCAUGAUUCCACAGUGUUCCAUGGCCAAUUAUCGCUUAUGAAAAGCGCCUUAUUGGAUUCAUUUUCGCCCAAGAGGCAGGCAAUUAAUUUUCACCUCCAAUAUUGGGACUCGACUUCAGUUAUAAUAUUAACCAAACAUUGCUACCUAGUCUGCAGAUCAUUAUAUCCGACAAGAACCGUCCAGCCACAACGUCGCGUUGAAUUCAGCAACAGUGGACUGGUGGCAUGGUCGUUCUGAUCGUUAUGCUGGAUACACAAAUCAAGAGGUAAAGGCUGCUAUCCAGAUAAUUGUGAGGGAUUCCCAGAUGGAAAAUUCUAGUGGAAUUUUUAUACAUUUAUUGGAUCUAAUCAGAAGCCCUCUGGCAGGAAUUGAACCUGCGGCAUUGCGAUUCCGGUGCAGCGCCCAAUACGGAGGUGCAGUGGCCAAUUGUCGAGCUCUAACUUCAUGUUUAUAUAUACUAAGGUGAUGCCAAUGUAAGAAGUAUGGGUGGAUAUCAUGCCGACCUUGUGGUUGAGCUCAAUAACUGCCUCUCUUUAGCUCAGUUGGUUAGAGUGAUGCACCAGCAUCGCAGGGCUGCAGGUUCGAUUCCUGCGCGAGAGGACCUGUAGUUGUAUUUUUUGCAACUGCUUCUAGUUCGGUUUAAUGGACCUUUAACCUUAUAACUAAAAUUUUGAUCUAGACAAGUCUAGACAAAAAUUUCAUCUCAGCUUGAAAGAGCAUCACAAAAUUAGUAAUAUUCCGAAGUUUCGUUGCGAAAUGUUGUAAAAUGUGGAAAAUAUAGCCUUGCGAAAUUUGCAAUUUUCAGUCAUUUUAGAUUACAAACGGGAAAUUGAUACCCACACACCCGAUUUGGGUAUCAAUUUCCCGUUUGUAAUCUAAAAUGACUGAAAAUUGCAAACUUCGCAGGGCUAUAUUAUCCGCGUUUUACAACAUUUCGUAACGAAACUUUGGAAUAUUACUAAUUUUGUGAUGCUCUUUCAAGCUGUGAUGAAAUUUUUGUCUAGAUCAAAAUUUUAGUUAUAAGGUUAAAGGUCCAUUAAAUGUUUAAAAAUUUCACGCGAAUUUUCAUCAUACAUAUCCCUUCAGCAAAUUAGCUAUAUGCCCAAAAAUCCUGCCAUCCAGAUAAGCGUUGCAUGCUCACAUACACGUGCGUUUACGCAAUGACGCACAGAAAUGUUCGAAUACAUGAUCACUUGUCCUUCCGCGGACUCGCACUAUUUUGAGUUCUUUGAAAAACUCACUCGUGCAUGUUAUAUCUAAAUUUCACUCGAAACCAUGCUAUAACCUGGUACUAAACAUUGUAAAAUUUACUUUGUAAUUUCGACUUUGCCUAACAAAAACGUAUUGUGAAAAUUCUUUAACCACAGCAGUUGCUCCUUUUCUUUAUUUUAGGUUUAUUUUCCUCCGUUUUGAAUAGUUUGAAAGACUUUAAUUUAGACUCUUUUUCCCGUUUGAAACUCGGCCUUGUUGGCAAUACGGAAAAUCGUGCCUCGUCAGGAGCCAAUAAAUUUGCGCGAUUUAUCAAAACAAAUGCUUGUCAUAUAAAACAAUAAUUAUUACUAAUAUAUUUUAGAAAGAUUUUAACUUCUCUGUUGGAUAUAUAAAGUAAAAUACUGAAUAUUUUUAUCUGUCCGAGGCCCGUUUUUUCAAUUUCAUCACUACCUAUAUUUAGUAUAAACCUACUAGUAGGCUAAUAGGUUUUGUUUGUGGAAACACCGCGUAAAUUUAUUACUGCAAAGCUUUCGAUCCGUAAGCUUUGCAGUAAUAAAUUUACGUGGUGUUUCCACAAACAAAACCUAUUAUAUUUUAUCACCAUGCAAACAUACAAAGAACUUACUACUAGUAGGCUAUCAUCUAUCGUGCGUCCUGAUUCGCUACGCUACUUGUAGGCUACGAGGGGCGCGAGAGUCAAUGGCCGUUUUUAAGUAUUAAAAGCUGCAUUUAAUGGAAAAAGCUUAUCAAUUAAAAUGGCCUAAUUUUGGUUCUGGAUUACACACACAUGCGGUAAAAUUUUAAAGGUUUUUUGAGCUCGUUGUUUUGAGCAUGAGAGUGACAGGCGAUUUGUUUUAAAUAUAUGCACAAUUAAUGAUUGUUAAUAAUCCAAGCAGAAUCGUUGAAAAUUAACAAUACUUUGUAGCUAUUUACCCCUAUUGUCUCAACCUCUUUAGCGUGUUCUUGUUUUAAGUACGAGUUCGUGUAUUUAGCUAUCAUUUUAAAGAGUUUUUUUCGUUUAAAUGUCCAGAGUUUGGCCGAGUUUGUUUUUCGCCUUUUCGAGCCUUUUUAAUAAGUCGAGUUUUUCGAUUAAAUUUUGAUCUAAACUAUGGUCUAUGUAUACUAGAUUAUGGAAAUGGUUUGCCUAAUUAUGUUCCAGAUAUUUUAAAGAUUUCAACGACAUUCGGAUAAUCGGGUUCUUUUGUGUGUGCAUUUUUAUAUUCGAUAUAAUUUAGUAACAAUUCGGGAAGUCAUUUUGUGUUCGAAAUUUUGGACUUUUUAAGCCUUUUUUCCUUCUUUAAAUUAACCAAAAAUUGCUUGAAUAGCUGUCUCUUACUAUUAUACUGUUUUACGACAUGUUUUUUAACUUUUUUAAAACUCACAAGUUGUAUUUUUCAAGUCAUUCUUGGGAGUUCGCAACACUGAGUAGUUGUCAACAAAGCCGAGGCGAAAUGUCGCCAAAGGAAGCCAAUUAAAGUUUAUUUCGUUAAAAAGUUACUAUUUUACAUAAAAAUCAAGAGAAAAUUCCGUUUUUUUUAUGUGGUUUAUACUAAAAAUAUUAGACAACUCAGCCUCGUUGUCUCUGAGCGAAUAGUCAACUCGGCUUCGCCUCGUUGAGUAUUCCCUCAUAGACAACUUGGCUUCGCUGUCUAAUUCCAGCUUUGGCAGCUUUGCAAUCCGUGCAGCCGUGCAAUCUUGUACUCUGUACAAGUUUUGUUCCAUUGCACACUUUGGUUUUUAUCAAAUUCCAUUCGUCAAAAUCCUAAUCAUGUCGUAAUCGUAGCUCAACAGACAAUACCUGCAUGCCUCCGAUAUUUGGCCUCGACUUGACUUAUAUAAUAUUAACCAUAUAUUACUACAUAUUUAAUUUAGUCUGCAGAUCGCUAUAUCAGACAAGGACCGUCCAGCCAGAACGUCGCGUUGAAUCCAGCAACAAUGGACGCAAGGCAUAGUCACCCUGAUCGUUAUGCUGCAUACGCGAACCACGAGGUAAAGGCCAUGCAGAAUGGCAUCAUCCAUUAACGCGGGAUGUUUCCGUAAUAUCUUGCACGAAAAACCAUUUGGUACUGUACAUUUGUUUUGUAAAAUAACUACAGUGAAACAACGGUUAACCUUUUAAAAAUUUUAAUGUCAGUUAAACGUUUUUAAAAGUUUAAACGGUUAACUGUCAUAACUACAAACAUCAUUAAUAAUUCAUACGCUUAUUGGCAAAUCAUGUCAACCAUAAUAUGUCGCGUGCAGUGGCUUUAAACCUGAUAAAACACUCCUAAGUAAUUAGUAUAUUAGAAUACUAAUUAGGUAGUAUUUAUUGUAGUCGUGUCCUCAUUAGUAUUCUCGAUUAUCUAUUGAAUUUGUAGUCGGGUUUGAAGCCGUUUAUUAAUAAACUCGCAGGUCGUUUUUUAUUAGGUCUAAAGCCACUCGCUAAACAGUACUUUAUGAACUUUUUUGUCAACUUGUCUCUCGUUUAACAUACUGUUAACUUCACUCGUUAAAAUGUUUUCUUUGUCCGGUAUUCAAUUAAUUAAAAAGGCAUCUAGAUAUUUCGUUUAUAUUGAAGGCAUUCAAAUUUAAAAUUCGCGAAGGCAUUUUUAUUUAAAUUGGCCAAUCAAAUUGCCUGUUUCGCUGCAGUUAUUAUGCAAAGGCGCGUUUCUCUCACAGUGCGUGCAUAUCCAAUGACGCACAGAAAUAUUGAAAUUCGUUUAAAUGCUAAAUAGGAUAAUACAAAAUGAAUAUUGUUACUAAUAUAUUUUAGAAAGAUUUCAACUCCUGUGUUGCAUGUAAAAUAUAAUACUGAAUAUUUCGAAUUGCUUGAGGCUCUUUUUUCAAUUUCAUCACUACCAAUACAAAAUUAAGAAUAGACCUUCAAAUUUGUUCAACAGAAACUUUUCUUCUACGAUAUAUAUUGCAACCCUUGCCAACUUAGGCAUGCAUGACAAUCCUUACAGCCGUGCAUAUUUGUGCUACAGAUACGUUUUGUUCCAUUUCACGCUUUGGUUUUAAUUCAAUUCGAUCCGUCAAAAACUUAAUUAUGUCCUAAUUGUAGCUCAUUUAACAAUAUGUUUUAUUGCUGAGAUCAAUGGAAUUAAAGUCAGACACCAUGACGAUAGUAUUGUUAUUAUAUGGCAAUUCGGCAAUUAGUCGUGAACGAUCGCGAAAAUCUGACAUUUCGAGUUUUUACUGGACGACUUCCUGUUAUGAAAAAAAACGUGAGGUUUGAAACAUUUUUAAUUAAUACUACAGAGAUACUACAAGUUGUUUUAUUUGAAACUUGGUAGUUGGAAUGAUACACGUUAUUGUCAAUUCUACAAUAGAAAUCUUGUAAAACAACAGGUGUUCAAAACCGGAAGUGCGGUAAAAUCUGGCAUGGGGUCGCAAAAGGUCCAUGAAAAGCCUACAAUCCCCAAGCGCAGGCAAAGUCAUUGUCUUAAUUCUAUCGUACCACCAAAUGAAGUCACUCAUGCAUACAUACAGUACAUAUAAUAAAAAUUGGUGUCAUUCUUUAGAUUCCAGCUUGGGAAUAUCAACAACAAAAUGAAUCUCGUCAGAUUUCAGUAAAUCAAGCAGGCAUGGCUACUGGACCGAAAUAUUAUUACUACAUGGAUGAAUAACUAGAUAAUAUAAUGGUCACGACAGACCGUUAUCGCAAUUUAAAUUUAAUGAAAUAUAGAUCGACAUCUAAUAGGACUCUGAAGUUAAAUUAAGCACUUUUAUGAAUGUAAACAUAAAACUACGCACGCUUUGUAUUCUCAACGUUAUCUGCCUAUAAUAAUAAAAUAAACCUAAUACUAUAGCUGUAUUAAUUAAGUGCUACACAAGUGUGAUAUUUUAAUUCAGUCAAUUUUGUGUAGAAUCGAUUAGGUACGACGUUGUAUUUGGCUUAUAUUUGUUUAUACCCAGUUCAAAACUAAAGCUUUAGCGAAGCAUAUACAUAGAAUCAGGUAUGCAUGCUCCCAAAAUUUUAGAAGGAAAUCUACA